UUUCACAAUGGCUCGAAAGGCCGAACCGCGAUUGGUGCUCAGUGCACUGCACGGAGAAGGAAAUGGGCGCUCUGCAAAUACAUUAAAUUAAUGCUACUAGCAACAAGUAACCAGAUAAUGUGAAUUCCGAUAUCAUUGCCACGAUUAGGAAGAAGAAAAAGUAAAGCAAAGCUCAGUAUGCGCAGAGAGGAGAAUCGCACAGCUGUGUGUAAUCCGCUGCACCCCACAUGCAUAGUAGUGAGGGAAUGAGCACCAGCACUGGUGAGCAGCACACCAGCAAAGGAGUGCCACCUCUUAGCCAGGACCAGCUGGUACAUCUGCAGGGUGAGACAAGCACUACGCUCCGCCGAGGCGCUACGGAGGAAGGCAGUGGAAACCCUUUUCUGCUCAUGUCUCAAGAUCAGAUGCUUAAGUUGGAUGCAGUGCUCUCUCCGGAGCAGGUGCGUGCCCUGUUGCAAGAAACUACCCCUGUUGUCCCAGUUAGUGCAACAGACAAGCUGGACUUUGAUGUACUAGGUAAUGUGGGCCAUAGUGAUGAUGGUAGCCAUGCAUUGGCCACCAUUGAUGACACUUUCCGGGACCUGGAGACGCUGGUGCUGGAGCAAGGUGCUCCCCCAGGGUUAUUUGCAGGCACAACAGAAGCCGAAGUGGAGGCUCUCCUCAAGGCCACCUUAGACUCAGAUGAGCUGAGCGCCAUCGACUUGGUGCUGCUUGACCACACCUAUUGCCUGCCGCACCCCGUUGCACCUAGCGAUGAACAGCAUGAAGAACUCUCACAUGAAGACUCUGAUAACAUGGUGGACGAAGAGGAAGCUAUGGGCUGUGGGACGGCAUCCGAGAUGGGCUCGCCGGGUUCCCCGGCUCUGCCCCUGCGUCGAUCGCAGCGACAGAUUGAGAAGAUAGACCGGGAACGAUUGGAACGGAUCAAGGCAGAGAAUGCAGAGCUUAAACGCAGGGAGCAAGAAGAAAUGGAGCGCUCCAGGGCGAUUGCUGCCGGACUACUUCCUCCAGGAGGCGAGGAUUUGGCACCAGCCACGAUCGCUGCUGUUACUCAGUCCCCCAUCGCUCCUCCUCCUCCUACUUCUCCUGCAGCAGCUCACCCUGUACCUGCAGCAGUCCAAGAAAAGGCAGCCAAAGUAUUGCCACAUGUGGCAUCUCCAACCAAAAGAACGAAAAGCCGGAGCAGCGAUUCUGUCUCCUCUGAGGGCGCUGCAGAAGAUCAGUGCAGCCCUACUUUAGCGGAAGAACCCCCUCCACAGAAGAAGCGGAUGAAACAGGAGGCUGCGGACGAGAAAGGCGCAAAGCGUCCUGUCGAGACAUCGCCCCCGAAGGUCAAGAAGGAAGGCCAAAGACCCAAGAAGGAAGGAGGGGUAGAAACAGCAACACCCAGUCCAGCAAAGCGGAAGACUAUGGACGGGACUUCAAAAGAUGCCGACGGGUUGCCGAGGCCCAAGAAGAAGAAGACUACAAUUGUCCUGGAACAGCCCGAGGACAACUCCCCAUUUGGAAAGGUAGUCAAAGUAGUGAGGCCCUCCCCGGAACAGCAGAAAAAGCGAUUGCGGCGAGAGAGCUGCAGCAUUUCAGACGAACCCGCACUGUUCAGCCAACCGGACGUGUUGAUGAAGGAGGGUGAGGCUCCGCCCGUUGCUGCUGCUGUGCCUCCUACGGUUACUGCGUCUGCUCCAGCUGUGGCCGCAAAAGGAGAGGACAUGCCCGGGCAUGACGAGCAUUCGUACGAUUCUGUCGAAGCGCAUGUUGCCAGGUUGGCUGGAGUUGAUUCAUCUGACAUUUCUAAGUUGGGAACAAGUCAACAUCCCGCUCCAGCCAUGACGAAUACCUCUCCGGCUGUUACGAAGGCAGUACUGUCAACUAAAUUGGCCCCAGCUAACACCUCAGAGGGCGCACCCAACAUACCAAAGAAACAACCCGUAACAAUGCCAGUCAGGCAUGAGUCGAAACUAGAGCGGAAAAAGUCUGUGGACGGCGCGAAACCUACGACUGGACUCAAGCCAGAACCGGGGAAGGCACCUGCAGCAAAGAUGGACGUGGUUAAGACGGUUGGGAUUAAGUCCGAGGGAGUUAAACAGAAUGUAAUCAAGAUGGACAGGGCUAAGCAGAUUGUCAAAAAACCGAACGCGAUGAGGCCACCGGGUGUCAAGACCGACACAUUGAAGCCCGAGGGAGCUAGUAUGGAAAAGGCUAAACUAGGGGAAAAGAGUGUAGCGAAGCAACUACCAAAAGGGAUGUUGCAGAAAAUCUCCAAAAUGAUUCCUAAGGUGGGCAAAACUGGUUCACAAGUAGAGCGAAUCGAACAGGCCUUGCUGAAGAAGCCCACGGAGGUUGAGAAACCAAAGAAGCCAAAACUCGACCCAGUACAGUUACCGAUACUGUCAGAGCGGCCGCUAAGGCAGAGCAAAGAAAAGUUCAAGAGGGCAAUGAUGCGCAAGAAAGAAAUGGGACGGAGAGUAGACGACGAGGACAUUGACGAAGAUGAGGACCCUGAUGACACAGACUGGUCAUCCGAAGAUGAUCCAGAGAGGCUCUGGUGCAUAUGCAGGCAACCACACAAUGACAAAUUCAUGAUCCAGUGCGAUCGUUGUGAAGACUGGUUCCAUGGCCACUGUGUGGGCGUGACACGGCAACAAGGCCGCAUGUGGGAACGGGAGGGACGGGAGUGGGUUUGCCCCAAGUGCCCAAAAGAUGCAGGAGGUCCUGGGCUAAAAAAAAUUAAGCAAGAGAAACCUCUGCCUCCAAAGGCCAUCAAAACUGAACCAGUCCCGGCAAAGCCACAGAAAGGAACAAUUCGUGAGUGCUUGGUGUGCAAGAGGCGGACAGAAUGUGUCGGUCUCUACUGUGGUCGAGACUGCAUUGCAAAGUAUGUGAAUGAUGCGACGCAAGCUAUUAAGGAAGCAAAACUGGAAGGUGAACGUCGCCUCAUGUUCACGGAGCGUGGAUCUGGCAAGUUGGUUCCGGGAGUGGCUGUUCCCACUCCGGAGAAACUGACAGAGUGGCUCGUCCGCAACCCCACCUAUGAGCUGGCGGUGGCACGGUCAGCUCCACCAAAGCCUUCACCCUCGAAGGCUCCAACCUCCAAGACUGUGCCCUCCUCCAAAGUUGCACCCAUAACAGGGAACAUGCAGAACAAAACCACACCCACGAGCCAGGCAAAGGUAGCGGCUGCUACAUCAACAACUCCAAAAGGACCUGUGCAGUCAAAGCCGAGCACUGUGAAGGUUUCCACUGGAAAAUCGGUCCAACCACAAGCAAGUGUGAAGAUGCUGCCAACAGUGACUGUUAUUGGUGGCAGUGGUGGAGGAGUCAGUGCUGAAAAUGGGAGCAUUGACAAAGGUGAAAAUGUGGGAGGUGCAGCAACUGUACAACCGGAGCCCGAUCCACCAAAGAAACCAGAAAUCGAGCCUGUCCGAAUCAAUGUUCGCAAAAUGUUGAGAGACUCCCUGUCUAGCAGGUGUAAAGAAGCGGAUGAUGUGAAGUUAGCUAGCGAUGAAAUAAAACGCAUAGCGAUUCGUAUUGAAGAGGAACUUUUCAAGUACUUCAAGGACACUGGCACCAAGUACAAGUCCAAGUACCGCAGUUUGGUGUUUAACAUCAAGGACACACGCAACCAGGGUUUGUUCCGCAAGAUCGUGAGAGGCAAGAUUUCCCCCGAUAAAUUGGUACGCAUGACGCCGGAAGAGCUGGCUUCAAAAGAGUUGGCCCGCUGGAGAGAGCGCGAGAAUCAGCACGCACUGGAAAUGAUAAAGAAGGAUCAGUUGGAAGCAGCAAAGGCGACGCAUGCGCUCAUCAAGAAGACGCACAAAGGGGAAGUUGAAAUCGACGAUGACAACAAUCUCUCGCUGCUGGAGAAAGUGACUGAGAAAGUAGUGCCUGAUCCUCCAGAAAUUGUGACAAACACAUCUACACCAACAACUCCAAGGGUAUCUGUUGGAGGUGGCACGCCUGCUACAGGAACAGUGUCCACAGAUUCUGAUCGUUCAGGUCGGGACACCACAGAUGAUCACCGCUCCCACUUGUUCGAUCUCAACUGCAAGAUCUGCACCGGCAAAGUACCAUCUGUAAAAGGCCAGGAUGAUGAACUGGUGACAGCAUCUCCUCCACAGCAACAUGUUGCUGCAGAUUCUCCUGGUGGCACCCCUCCUCCUCCUCCACAGAGUCAUUCCAAAAUUUCUGGAGGUAGUAAACAGAAAAAAUUGAAAGAAGACUCUGACCAUGAACCCAGUUCCACAGUGUCUCUAGGGUCACCAGACUCUGGAAUCAGCAAACGGUCGUCGCAGCUGAAGGCGCAGCCUUCUGUAUGGAAAGGGUUCAUCAGCAUGCAGGAAGUGUCAAAGUUUGUCACCAGUGCGUAUAAGGUGUCUGGGCCCACUGACUUCCUUGCACAGGACAUUCCGGACACAAUAAAUGUCUGUGGUCGCAUCAUCCCGGAUCAAGUAUGGGACUACCUCGGAAAGAUCAAGCAGUCUGGCAACAAGGAACUUUUGGUAAUCCGUUUCCAGCCCGCAAAUGACGAAGAGAAGCGACCGUACAAGGAGCUGUACUCUUACCUCAACUCUCGCAAACGGUGUGGAGUUGUAGGGGGAUUGACUCGAAUGCUGAAGGACUUCUACAUUCACCCUCUGCCCUCUCAUAGCCCUGUUCCAACAGUCCUCAUGCCCUUUGAUGGACCAGGCCUAAUGUCAAAUCGACCAAAUCUCCUGCUUGGAAUCAUCAUCAGACACAAGAGUCGUCCAAAAGGGCCUGGAAAAUCUAAGUCCUCCUGGACGGCUGAUCGGUCUGAACCAUCCUAUACUCCGCCUCAAGAAGGCGGUACAGCGUCUGAUGACGAUGAGCCGUAUGAACCUUCAUACACUCCCCCCUUGGAGAAACGCCCCAAGCGUGCGGCUGCAGUACCGUCGUCCCAUACGCCCCCUGUGGAAGAUGACGAGCCCUAUGACCCUGAAGAUAAUGACUUUGGUUCCAAUGUGGAUGGCUCUAGUAGGGAUGGUGGAACAGUCGGAUCAUCGACACCCCUCUUGUCAGGGCAGACUGUGAGCGACCUUAUUGAACGAAUUUCUGCUGGAGCAAAUCCGGCUGAGGUGACAUCAUCCGUGCUGGCAUCUCUGGCCUCAAACUCGGACCUGGAGCAUCAGAAGAGGUUGCUUAUGGAACUCACUCAGGAGGUCGAAGAGCAGAAACGCCUCAUUGAACUCCAGCGCCAGCAGGCAAUUCGUAUGGCUAUGGGGAGAGGCACUGCAGGCACGAGCACUGCUGCUGUUGUACCAUCACCUCCAGCCAAGGAGGCUUCCGGAAUUCCAUUCCUGGACAACUCUCUGUCUACUACCAGCACAGGCCUCUCUUUCUUGAGCAGCGCGCCCAGCACGAAAGAACCUGCCCAGACCAGUGGUUCCUGCAGCCUCCCAAGCACGCUACAGGAGUUGCUGAAUAAGGUCAAGGCCCCAACCCUUCCCUCAACGGUGGUGCCUCAACCAUCGGCUGCACCGAAGAAGCCAAUCGCGGAUGAUCCAAUCGUAAAGCAUUUUGCGCGAGAUGCUACGCCAGAGUCUGAUGUGGAAGUGCCUGCAACAAACGAGACUCCACCCCCUCCAGGGGUAGCUGUAUCAAAGGAGGAGGCGCCCGAGGAGCCGCCAUCAAGUUCGCCCGGAACACCUACCAAGGACGAGCUUGUCGUUGAAGACACGAGGCCGCAGGAUCCAAGACGACGAAAGGCGGCUGCCGCGCAGCUCGCACAGCCACCAGUCGCUGGACAAGCGUCGACGACACCAUCAACCUCAACGCUUGGCACAAAGUCAGCCAGUGAACUGAUGGAAAUGGCACGUAAGCAGCUGGAAGAGCUAGAAGGGGUGGCGCCCCCACCCGCACAGCAACCACCUCCUGGAGUGUACAAUCCUGCAAUGGCUCCACCACAUGCACCGCAGCCAGUGGGAGAUGUGCCACCACCAUUUGCUGCUCCACCACCCAUGAUGCAGCCUCCACCUAGGAUGUUUGCCCCACCCCCCAUGGACCCACCCAUGGGGUAUCCGCCACCACACCCAGGGCCCUUACCUCCUCCACCCGAGCAGCAGUGGGGAGGGGGGGAUUACUGGAAAGGGAACAGUUGGGGAGGAAGUGGGGACUGGGCGAGAGGGAAUGACUGGAGAGGAGGGAGGAGAGGUUGGGAUCAGAGGCAUUGAACAGGGCAUGGCGCGGGGAUGUACAGUUUGAGUGUUGCGUGUGCGUCGAAAAAAAAAAACGAAACACAUUGGGUACCUUCUGCCACUAUUUUUACCAUCCUUAAAAAAAGAGCGGGGGAGUGCAAAACAUUGCUUGUUGCUUCAUUUGUUUGUGUAUCAACUUUGUUCCAUUUUGUGUAACGAAGUUCGCAGGCAGACAUGGGAAGCCUGUAUGCAGAACUUGUGUGUUCCCUUCCUUUGCAGAAUUUGACCAUUGAGGGAGCAGCAGACUUCAUGUAUUGUGGCAGUGCCCCGUUGCUCAGAUGACGGAUCUGUUGCAUGUUGCAUGCAUCUGUUGUCUUGUGAAGAACAUUUGUCCAUUUGUUAGCAUCAUCAAAAAAAAAGGGGGGGGAAGGGUUGUGAGGGACAGGGCAUGUUUGGGGACAUACGUUACUCCACCUUCAUUCUGUACAGGAUGACUAGUUUGUGCUCAUCGGGAACAGUAAGUAGGACUGUACAUAGCUUUUCAUGACAUCAUCAGUGUGUUCCAACGGAUAUCGUGCAGCAGUUUGUUGGUCUCCAGCAUCUGUUCCAUUUCGUGUCUCUGCAGGUCAGACUUAAAGAAAAAGAGAUAAGGCAUUGUACAUAUGAGCCGUUGCAUCCCGUGAGAAUUUGCUCGAGACAUUGCAGAUUUUAAUGUAAUUUUUCAGAUGGCUGCUGGCCUAUACACUGAAGUUUUAGAAUAAAUACACAUGGGAUAAC
Messenger RNA from Ornithodoros turicata, 6929 nucleotides. RefSeq lists its product as uncharacterized. Gene Ontology annotation, biological process: DNA-templated transcription. The transcript has 25 exons. The record is from RefSeq and is a predicted model, not a curated record. The coding region runs from base 228 to 6188 and encodes 1986 amino acids. Lineage: Eukaryota; Metazoa; Arthropoda; Arachnida; Ixodida; Argasidae. Gene Ontology annotation, molecular function: protein binding.